Molecule: messenger RNA, 1703 nt
Organism: Phialemonium atrogriseum
Lineage: Eukaryota; Fungi; Ascomycota; Sordariomycetes; Cephalothecales; Cephalothecaceae
Exons: 3
Coding region: 180-1544 (454 amino acids)
Molecular function (GO): FAD binding; monooxygenase activity
Source: RefSeq, a predicted model, not a curated record
GGCGAAACAAUAACACGACGGUUGAGUAUCUUAAAUCCAUAGUCCCACGCUAAUUACUACAUAUGCUUGUCAUCGUCGAGUCCGAGAGUAGCAGGGACAGAUACAGACAGCUAAUCAGGAACCCUCGCGUGCAUUCUUCCUUGAUUGACGAGGACGGUCUGAAGAGCUGAUUCGAACCCAUGGCCAUGCACGACGACCAGGAGAGGUCCGGCUCCGGCCCGACCAACAUGCGCAUCGCCAUUGUGGGUGCAGGAAUGGGCGGCUUGGCCUGCGCGUUGGCGCUGGCCAAGAAAGGCUUCACAGACAUACAAGUCUUUGAGAUGGCUUCCGAUCUUGGAUUCGUCGGAGCAGGCAUCCAGCUUGCGCCCAACCUGGUCCGUAUUCUCUCGCGUCUAGGCUGCUGGGAGAGCAUAGAGGCCGAGGCGACCGAUGUGCUAGAAGCUAGCAUUCGAGAUGGCGCGUCGAACCGCGAACUAACGCACGUGCACAUGCCCGACAUCCGCAAGCGAUAUGGUUACCCCCACUGCACCGGGCACCGCGCGUCUCUCGCCGCCGGUCUCUACGAGGCAGCCAAGAAGGAGCCAUCGAUCCGGUGGAACUUUGGGUGCACCGUCGAGGGCAUAGACCAGUACACCCCCGCAGUAACCUUCACAGUGAAGCCCCGCGAUGGCAGCGCUCCCCGGCAGGUUGAAUGCGACGUCCUCCUCGCGGCCGACGGCGUCAAGUCCAACGUCCGGGCCCACGUGCUCGCCGAGCUGGGCGUUCCCGCGGUCGUCGAAGACACGGGUCAAGCCGCCUACCGCAUCACCCUGCCGCGCUCGGCGAUGGCCUCUGACCCGGAGAUGCUCGCCUUGAUCGACAGCAACCAGGUGACGCGGUGGAUCGGGUCGCGGCGCCACUGGAUCGCCUACCCGGUGGCCAGCAAGACCAUCUACAACAUGUCGUCGACGCAGCCCGACACGCACUUCGCCGCCGCGCCCUCGGCGACCUACACGACCAAGGGCUCCAAGGCCGCCAUGGCCGACGUCUUCGCCGACUUCUGCCCGCUCGUGCACCGCCUGAUGGACCUCGUGCCCGACGGCGAGGUGUGCGAGUGGAAGCUGCGCGUCCACGCGCCGCUGCCGACGUGGGUGCGGUCCACCGUCGCCCUCGUGGGCGACGCCUGCCACCCGACGCUGCCGCACCUGAACCAGGGCGCCGCCAUGGCCGUCGAGGACGCGGCCGUCCUCGCCGAGGUGCUGGCCAGGGCGCCGGACGCGACGCAGGGGUCGGUCAACAGGUGUCUCAGGGUGUACGAGCUGCUUCGCAAGGAGCGGACCACGACCCUUGUCGAUCUCGCGGCCGAGUCUGGGCGCACGCUGCAUCUGGGGGAGGGGAGGGCCAAGGAGGAGAGGGAUAGGCAGUUUGCGGAGGCGAGGGCGAGCGGGAAGAAGGCGGUGCCGGAUAAGUGGGCUUCGCCUGAUGUCCAGGAGAUGAUUUAUUCACAUGACUGCAUGAAAGUGGCUGCGGAGAAGUUUGAUGAGCUGUAUAGAAGUCUGGCUUAGAUCUUAAAUGAGCAGAUAUGUCUAUGACCCUCGUGUCGUCCACAAUAUCUCAAUCAUCCUGUAAUUAUUUCCCAAACGCUUCCUGCCUAUAAAUUCAGCAUCUUCUCAUCUUAACGCCCUUAGAUAGCACUAUUGGUACAUAAAACCCCCUACAUCGAG